GUGAUAAACUGCAGCGAAAGAGGCAAGACGACUACAAACAGGCAAACUCGCGAACUGACUUUCCUGCUGCGCGAGUUGCGGAUAUCUUCAAGCGAGGAUCGCGACGAUGCUUCUCCAAAAUCGAGCCGCGCUGGCUCUCGGCCUUCGCGUGUUCUCCACCCGUGUGAUGAAAGGCCCUUUGAUGCACGCAGCGAGACCCGUCUCAGACAUGUCUGGGUUCCGCGAGGUCUUCUCCAAAGCCAAGCACAUCGCCAUCAUCACGGGGGCCGGCGUGAGCGCGGAGAGCGGAGUGCCCACCUUCAGGGGAGAGAACGAGAAGUGGAGGAAGUGGCAAUCUCAGGACCUGGCCACCCCGGAGGCCUUCUCCAGAACCCCGUCUCGGGUCUGGGAGUUCUACCACUACCGGAGGGAGCUGGCCCUGAACAAGAAGCCCUGCGCCGCCCACCUGGCCAUCGCGCAGUGCGAGGCCCGGCUGAGGAAGCAGGGCCGCUCCGUGGUCGUCAUCACCCAGUGCACGGAGGACCUCCACCGGCAGGCCGGGUCUAAACACGUGCUCAAGGUCCACGGCAGUCUGAUGGAGACGCGCUGUGUGAGCUGUGGACAUGUGACCGUGAACAGGCGCAGCCCCAUAUGCGCUGCCCUAAAGGACAAAGGUUCACCUGACCCGGAUGUUGCCGAUGCCCAGAUUCCUGUGGAUAAACUGCCCCGGUGCGGCGAAAGCGACUGCCGCGGUCUGCUGAGACCCAACGUGGUGCUGUUCGGUGAAACUCUGGACUCUCACAUCCUGACCAUGGUGGAGAAGGAGAUGGAGACCUGUGACCUCUGCCUGGUGGUGGGCACGUCUUCCAUCGUGUACCCGGCAGCCAUGUUUGGCCCCCAGAUUGCAUCCAGGGGCGUCCCGGUGGCGGAGUUCAACAUGACCGCGACGCCAAAAUCUGAGUACUUCACGUACCACUUCCACGGGCCAUGUGGAACGACGCUGCCUCCAGCUCUGGCGUGUCACGAGUCCGAGGUUUAAGAGCCGGUUCCUAAAGAGAAGGACUUGAGGAACCAGCUUCUUCUUCUUCUUCAGACCGAUGAGAUCCAAACGUUUGCCUUAAAGUUCAGCUGUUGAUGUUCGGAGUUUAAGCUUCGACCUUUUUUCUUUUCAUUUCUUAAGACUUUGAUAUCGGUCUCUUUAUACUUGAAUAUACUGUGUAGCGCAAUGAAAUGGGAUAAUGUAUGUUUUACAUAUUGGUUGAUGUCGUGUCUAUGCAGCUUUGAUGCACACAAAAGGAACGCACUAUGUAUGAAGUUAUUGGCAUAGGAUGGACACACACACACACGUCUUGUGUAUUCUAUGCUGGUGAGAGAUCGUAGUGCUGGAUGGGAACAGAUUACUCCCGGUUCUCGAUGGAGAACACAUCUUUGUCCUCUCCCUUGCUCCACUGAGUGAACAAUAUAAUCGUGUGCCUUUUUUUUUCCUCAACCGUUUACACAACCUUGACCAAAUGUUGGCUUUAAACCUCGAAGUGCGUCUCAAACAAUGUUACAGAGCUUUAGUUGAGCGUGGCGUUGGAUCCGGAGCGAGGACGGAGGGGAGGAAUCAUGUCCCCUCAAUCCGGAUUGGGCUAUCUUUCCAUUGGUGCUGUUCUGAGUGCGUUUAUCGGGACAUCGGUCCAGUCGCUGUGCACGGCGUGGGGUUACUAAUCAGACAUUUCUACUUUAGUGUCGGUUUUCAAAAAGCUGCCAAAGCGAAUGCACUUAAAUGUGAUUAUCUGUAUGUUCAACUUUCCUGUUUUUUUUUUUUUGGGCUCAUAAAAAUCCCGCACAAUUUUUUAUGACAUCUGCUGCCAAUGCCACACAAAAAAAGCAUAAUGUAAUUAUUAAAACACUAAAUGCA
Pseudoliparis swirei is the source of this 1882-nucleotide messenger RNA. Its product is annotated as NAD-dependent protein deacylase sirtuin-5, mitochondrial-like. The record is from RefSeq and is a predicted model, not a curated record. The transcript has 9 exons. Gene Ontology annotation, molecular function: NAD+ binding; protein-succinyllysine desuccinylase activity; protein-malonyllysine demalonylase activity. Bases 107 to 1018 code for a protein of 303 amino acids. Lineage: Eukaryota; Metazoa; Chordata; Actinopteri; Perciformes; Liparidae.